This is a messenger RNA of Melanotaenia boesemani (Boeseman's rainbowfish), 2715 nucleotides long. Its product is annotated as sterile alpha motif domain-containing protein 9-like. The coding region runs from base 169 to 2268 and encodes 699 amino acids. Gene Ontology annotation, cellular component: cytoplasm. The record is from RefSeq and is a predicted model, not a curated record. The transcript has 3 exons. Lineage: Eukaryota; Metazoa; Chordata; Actinopteri; Atheriniformes; Melanotaeniidae.
GCACUACAGCUGGAACUGAAACAGCUUCCUCUGAGGAUCCUUCCUGCUGCGUUUCUCUGCUUCCUGUCUACAAAUGUUGGGAGACAAGAUGGAUAACAAGAGGACAGCCCUGUUAUACUCAGGUGUCUGAACACGGCUGAUUUUUAAGCUAAACAUCAGGUUUUCGCCAUGGAAACUAACUUCGAAGAACAUGAAGGCUUCCUGGAUGAUGAUGAAGCAGAUAUUUUAUUUGAGAACUGUGAACAGCUCAUUUCAGAAUAUGUACAAAAUAACAUUUUAUCCAACAACACCAAACUGUUCUCUAUAUUGGCACUAUUGAAUGCAUAUGUUCCUGACUCUUACCUGUGCAUGGAGGAGUGUCAACGGAUCCUAGGACCACCUGACCCAAUUGAUGGAGGCCCCCCAUUUGAAGAAAGAAUGGCUCCUUUUAUUAACCUACUCAGUCCAAGUCCUGAACAAGUAUGUUUGAUUCACCAGGUGAUUGCAAAGCGAUCUGUGGAGCUGCUGGCUGGGUUGGGCAUGUCCAGAAGUGUCAUGGUCAUGAAAUGCAUGGAGUGUCUUUGUAGAGGUAUUAACUCUGAGUCAUGUGUAAUCCAGUUCAUCAAGGAUUUGUUGACAAAGAGAGAAAUGGGUGAGAACUGGAAAGAAAAGUUCUCAAGGCUAAUUACAGACAUAUUAGUUGAAGAACAUUUUUAUCAAGCUGUACAAGUCUUGAGUUUGGCAUCAUUUAAAUUUAGACAAAUGCACAUUUUCCCCCAAACUGUUGCUCGUCUGUGUUAUGUAGGAAGAUACCCCCCUGAUUAUAAAAAAGCAGAACAAUGGGCAAAGAAAGCCAUCAGAAGAGCUCAAAACAACUCCUAUGUUGCUGAUACUCUUGGACAGUUGUAUAAGAACCUUUUAAGAAAGACAAGGCAACAGAGAAAUUUUGUAGAAAUGGCUAGAAAAGCUUUCAGAGCAUUUAAAGAUGUGGAGGAGAAAGCUGAGAAUGAAGAAGGACCAGAGAUGAAUGAAAUUGCUGGAACUGUGAACAUCUCUUCUUUCUUCAACAACAGAGGCCUUUUUGGUUUCAUUCAAGUUGCAAAGACAGUCACUGACAAACUCGGAAAGACCGGCGCCACAACUUAUUUUCCACAUCUAGGAGAAGAAGUCAAAAAGAAGUUUGAGUUUUUUGAAUGGUAUUUGUGCUACUCCAAGCCUGACAUGACAACCGUGGAGCCAGAUUACUUCUGGAAGGAUGUUGCUCUUUGCUAUGAAUGCUACACAGAAAGAACAGCGGCUGACUCCACAAGCUUUGCGGGUCUUCUCGAUUGUCUGAAUCACAGCCUUUUCACAUCGAAGGAAAAGCGUGCUGGGUUUAACGAGACUGAGAAAACAAAGUCCACCUUGGAGACAGUCCGAGAUCUUCUGAAAGCUGCCUAUGAGGAAAAUGCUGAUGACGUUAAAAUGGCGGAGAGGUACAUCCUCUCCAACAUCAUCUUAAACAACAAGAUGCCCAAUUCUCCCCAGCACAGCCUGGUGAGAGAACUUCAGACGAUCAUUCACUGCUUCCUGCACAGUGAGGUGUCACAUCAAAGUCCUGAGUUCUACCUUUUACUUCUGCUGCUGUUUUGGCCAGAGGAACAGCUCCAGGUGCAACAAAAGGACGAGGAAGAGUUGAAACAAGAGACUUCAGAGGAUGAUGAGCUUCAAGACAGAACUUGGGACGAUGAGGAUGUUGAUGAGAAUAAUGACACGGAAAGAGAAUCUGCAGAAGUUUCUCCUGACCACACGUUUGACCCUGACCCUCAACAAUAUGUCACUUUCAUGGAAGGAGCAUUUGAGAGACGUGGCUAUGCCAAAUACUUCAGAGGACGUUACCUGCUGCCACUGUUCUUUCUGGGAAAGGACUCAGGACUGAGCAGAUGGAUUCACAAGUCAAGGCUGGACGCAAUUGUGGAAAGAAAAGUAGAUGCUGAGCUUGUUAACGUACAAAAUAAAACACAAAAGAAGAAGAAGAGGAUCAAUGAUUUGUGGUUCAGUGGGAAGGUGUGGCAUGUUCCAGAAAUCAAAGAUAUCCUCUUCCCUGUCUCAGUAGAGCCAUGCAAGCCCUCUGCAACAGAUAAAGACGAGGAAAUGUUUGUUUGUGCAGGAGGGAAGAAAAUAAAGGCUCGGACAGCGAGUGAAGCAGAUGGUCCAUCACAAAGCCCCAUGCUGUUUUAUCUCGCCUUCAACAUCCGGGGUCCGGUCAUCUUCAAAGUAGGAGCCUCUGGAGAAGACAGUGACUGUUAGUGAAGACUUAAAGACUGCGAGGAUUACACGCUUUUAAACAGCAAUACAAUGUGCUGGACAGAAAGUAAAAUGUCUUCAUGCAAAAGUAAAAAAAAUCCUCAAACCUCCAGAGAAACUAUGUUCCUUUUUUUGGAAAAAUAAAAGGUUUGUGACCAGAUAAGAAGUUAAAUAUGUUUUAAAUGCAGGAAGUUAUUCUUGAUUAUUGGAUUUUGUGAAGGUUUAGAUGUUUGGAUAUUUUUAUUAAACAACAUUAUCCUAAUCAUUACCGUGAAGUGGUGAAAACUGUUAAUGAACGAUGAUUAAUAUGAUGCGUUUUUCUGAAACUUGUUGCAACAAUAAAGAGCGCACGUAAAAUAUAAAGAUUUAAGGUUGAAUUUACAUUUAUGUUUUGGGCUGCAUUUCAGUUAAAUUUUUUUUAUAUUAUUUAAUAUUUUUGUGUUUUUUUCU